This is a messenger RNA of Exophiala viscosa, 1029 nucleotides long. RefSeq lists its product as uncharacterized. The record is from RefSeq and is a predicted model, not a curated record. Bases 254 to 928 code for a protein of 224 amino acids. The transcript has 2 exons. Lineage: Eukaryota; Fungi; Ascomycota; Eurotiomycetes; Chaetothyriales; Herpotrichiellaceae.
AAGUUGGCUUUGGCAAGCGCGAGGAGAAAAGCGACAAGCUGACGAUGACCGAGAACAACAAAGACGGAAUGCACCGUUAUAUAGUGGCGGUAUCGUCCAUGGCAGUCCAGCUGAAGCCUUAUUCGAUAGACCGACUAUUCACGAAGUCCGAGAUACUACUUCGCAACGAUGGUGACAAUCACGCGCCUGGCCUUGGUCAGCGUGAGCUUCAUUGCCAGCUUGGUGCGGGCGGACUCUCUGGCAAGCAUUGAUCAUGUCGUCCUCUUCAUGCAAGAGAACAGAGCUUUCGAUCAUUAUUUUGGAUCAAUGGCUGGCGUCAGAGGUUUCUCCGAUCCGAACGUCCAGAUUAACCCCAAUGGCAAGUCCGUGUGGUAUCAGUGAGUUGCCACCAAGUCUUCCGUGCAUGAUCAUCAAUUCACACCCUGCCAGACUCGUCAGUUCGUCCUAUUGCGAGGCCCAAUAUGCGGUGCAGCGCCCACCGGUUCCUUACGCCAACCAGACCGAAGAGAAGUCUCUCGUUAGUGAGAAGGGAUUCAAAUCAGUCAGAGGCUACCUCACUGAGGGCCGCUUCUUGACCUUUGAAGCGUCGGGUUACGCUUUGACCAACCUCGGUGCUAAGUGUGCAACGUACAAUGCCACGAAAGCUGUUGCAUCCCACGAUGGCACUGGUCAGCGCUGGGUCAUUCACGAGACGGCGACCGAUAGCAGGCUGUACACCAUCAGCACCGCGGUCGAUGGCAGAUAUAUCGGCCCGCACUUGAGCUUGGUCAGCCAGAAAGAUGCCCUCGUGCAUAGCAUCACCUACCUUGGUGGUGGUAAAGGCUACGAAGUGCUCAAUGCCAACGGCAAGUACAUCACCAUUGACACCAAUGGAACUGUUGUAAUGGCUACGUCUGGACAAGGUUUCACGAUAUACAGUGUCACCUAGGGGGUAGCCCGAUCACAAUACCACUAGUCUCACAUGGCUUACCUAAGUCGAUCAAUGGGUCACAAAAGUUCGUUCAAUAUCAGAGUCAUCGUGCUCACAAA